AUGGCCACCGAAACGAGCACUAGUCUCCGAGCAGGGAUCGACAUUGACAAGCCUCGAUGGGACCAAAGUACCUACACUGGUCGUGCCAAGCACUUCUUCGCCACGACCAACCCACUCAACUUACUCCGUUCCAAUGCUGAACUAGAAGAAGCCAAAAAUAUUAUCAGCAAAUACAGAAAAGGUGACGUUCCCGAAGGGCUGACAGAAGAUAAGCUAUGGCGUUACAAGCAGCUCUACGAUUCCGCCUACCACCCAGACACUGGCGAGAAGAUGAUUGUCAUUGGGCGAAUGUCCGCUCAGGUGCCCAUGAACAUGGCCAUCACCGGCUGCAUGCUCACGUUCUACAAGACCACUGGGCAGACUGUCUUCUGGCAAUGGUUUAACCAGUCUUUCAAUGCUGUCGUCAACUACACCAACCGCAGCGGAGAUAGUCCCAUUCCAGUUUCUCAACUGGUCAAAUCGUACUGCCUGGCCACGUCUGGCGCCCUGGCCACGGCCUUGACGCUGAACAGUCUGGUGAAGCGAUUCCCGCCGCUGAUCGGUCGAUUCGUUCCGCUGGCAGCAGUGGCCGCCGCUAACUGUGUUAACAUUCCAAUGAUGCGCUCCAGUGAACUAAUCGACGGUAUUGCAGUGUUCGAUGAGAACGGCGAGAAGAUUGGCAACUCAAAGAAGAUGGCUCAAGUUGCCAUUUCACAGGUGGUUCUUUCUCGCAUUCUAAUGGCUAUGCCCGGAAUGACCAUUCCACCCAUUAUCAUGGAUUACAUUGAGCGAAGAGGUGUACUCAAGCGAAUGCCCUGGGUUUCCGCUCCAGCACAAAUUAUCAUGUGUGGAUUUUUCCUAACAUUUGCCACUCCACUGUGCUGUGCUUUCUUUCCGCAAAUCAAAUCAGUGCCAGUCGACCGUUUGGAAGACGAUAUUAAAGAAAACCUUGCAAAGACCAAAAACAACUGCAAAAUUGCUUACUACAACAAAGGCCUCUAA
This is a messenger RNA of Rhagoletis zephyria (snowberry fruit fly), 981 nucleotides long. Lineage: Eukaryota; Metazoa; Arthropoda; Insecta; Diptera; Tephritidae. The record is from RefSeq and is a predicted model, not a curated record.